GUUCGCUCCACGACGAUUUUUUCCAAGAUGCGUUGAUUCACACACCGCCGCAGCCCUCGUCGACGCUUGACGCUGCCUUGUGGCUCGCGUGCCUUCAAUAAACGAAGCUUAUCGGCUUUCAGCGAGGCGCCGCUCAGGUUGCGUUGCCAUAUGUCGGAGUCAGGGCACAGCCAGCCUGGGCUAUAUGAACGCCGUCGCCGCUGGAACCGCGAUAAGGAGCUGGGUCACCAGAGUCUGUCUGGGCCGGGCCGGGAUCGUGACUAUGUCCCCUGGGACAGAGACAGAGACCGACGGGACCCUGUGGAUGAGCCAGUGGGAACCGUGAUGCAGAAGACACCUAUCAUCCUGGCCAAGCCUCCAGCUGAGAGGUCCAAGGGAGCCCCAACUCCCGCUCCCACUCCAGCCCCUGCUGCUGCUCCGGCCAUCGAGAAGCCUAUUGUUCUGAUGAAGUCGCGGGAGGAAGGCAAAGGCCUUGCAGGACCAACGGAGACGUCCGCUCAGCCUGCUGCAUCUGUUGCCAAGGUGGAGAAGGAGGGCCAGCGUCCCACGCAGCCAGUCUAUCAGAUCCAGAACAGAGGCAUGGGUUCGACGGCCCCCAGCGGCGUCAUGGACCCUGUAGUAGGGCAGGCCAAGCUGCUGGCUCCAGAGAAAAUGAAACACAGCAUCAAGCUGGUGGAUGACCAAAUGAACUGGUGUGACAGCGCCAUUGAGUACCUCCUGGAUCAAACAGAUGUUCUGGUAGUUGGGGUUCUGGGACUGCAAGGUACUGGCAAAUCCAUGGUGAUGUCACUGCUAUCAGCCAAUCAGCCUGAAGAGGAUCAGAGAACCUAUGUAUUCCGUACUCAGAGCCAGGAGAUCAAGGAACGCGGGGGCAACCAGACCAGUGGAAUUGACUUCUUCAUCACUCAGGAGCGUAUUAUCUUCCUUGACACCCAGCCCAUUCUCAGUCCCUCCAUCCUAGAUCACCUGAUCAACAAUGACCGAAAGCUGCCUCCAGAGUAUAAUCUACCCCACACCUAUGUUGAGAUGCAGUCCCUCCAGAUUGCUGCUUUCCUCUUCACUGUCUGCCAUGUGGUCAUUGUGGUGCAGGACUGGUUCACAGAUCUGAGCCUGUACAGAUUUCUUCAGACAGCUGAGAUGGUGAAACCCUCCACUCCAUCCCCGAGUCAUGAAUCCAGUGGCUCCUCUGGCUCAGACGAAGGCACAGAAUACUAUCCGCACAUUGUUUUUCUCCAGAACAAAGCCAAGAGGGAGAAUUUCUGCCCCCGGAACUUGAAGCAGAUGCACCUUGUUAUUGACAAAAUAAUGAUGCACUCGCACCUGAAGUAUAAAGGUACUCUCUCAAUGCUGGAAUGUAACAUAUUCCCUGGCUUACCUCAAAAUUACCUGGAUUCAGAGGUCAACUUGUUCUUACUGCCCUUUAUGGAUAUGGAUGGAGAUGAUACUCUGCCCAGAGCUGCUCCAGGAAGUGGCCCUCUCUUCUCUCUCUUGCCUGGAUAUAAGGGACACCCCAGUUUCCAAUCUCUAAUUGCCAAGCUUCGAAGCCAGAUUAUGUCUAUGUCCCGGCCUCAACUCUCCCACACCAUCCUGACUGAAAAGAACUGGUUCCACUAUGCAGCUCGCAUCUGGGAUGGUGUGAAGAAAUCCUCUGCCCUUUCUGAAUACAGUCGGCUGCUGGCAUGAGCAUGAAGACAUCAUUGCCCUGAAGUUACUGAGGGCCGGCCAGGCUUUCCCAUCCCCGAGAUCAGUGAGCAGUGGGAUCUGUGCCCUCGUCCAGAGGCACAAAGUGAUGUGUGAUUCCCAGAGAGGGGAGCUGGAGCUAGAGUAGGCACCAACCUUUAAGUGGUGCCAACCAAGAUGGCAGGAGCAAAAGUGCAGAAUUCAUGUUGUGUCCUUACUAGGCCACCAUACUGCAUACGCCACCCAGCACAGAACUCUGCUCCCUUUCUGGUUUCCACCUUCAUAGAGAGAUGGAAGAACUCUUCAAGGGUUUGCCAAUCCUACAGUUUCCUCUACCAGGGCAGGAAUUAUGUUAGGAUGGCUUGCAAUCUUUUACUAUCCUGAUGGGAGUAGAGAGGCUCCUUUGAUGUUGCAAUGUUGGGCAGGGGCUAAAGAUCAGCAGGGAGUUAAUGUGGUUGCUUUAAAUAUUUUUGGAUGUAUAUUUCCAUUUCUUCCAAGUGUUGUUUAUCUGCUUCCAUUUUUUGAGGAAGUGUACCCAACUCUCUCUCUGCACCUCAGCCCUUCCCUUGACCAACACCCAGCAUUAUUCUCCUCUGUUGCAAAGUGGGUAAAACACUUUUUCCUUUGCAUGAAUAUUCCAUUUUUGUUUAAUAAACUGUUAAAGCUG
Molecule: messenger RNA, 2347 nt
Organism: Sceloporus undulatus (fence lizard)
Lineage: Eukaryota; Metazoa; Chordata; Lepidosauria; Squamata; Phrynosomatidae
Gene: SMG9
Product: SMG9 nonsense mediated mRNA decay factor
Exons: 14
Coding region: 151-1683 (510 amino acids)
Biological process (GO): nuclear-transcribed mRNA catabolic process, nonsense-mediated decay
Source: RefSeq, a predicted model, not a curated record